AUGAUUUGCUGUGGAAGUAAUGAAAAUGAUUUAGAAUUAAUUAAUUGUAGUGACAAUGACUAUUUAAAAUUAGAUGGUCACUUGGAUAUUUUUAAUUCAAUAAAGACGGGUAAGUUUGAUGCUAAAAAGAAAAAUUUGAUCAAAUCAAUACAAAAUUUCCAUAUUAGUAAUCAUACACUUUUCUUUAAAAAUAAAAAAUGUUCUAUUAACAAUCAACAUGUUAAAUUUAAAAUGGAAACUGGAAAACUUAGUUAA
This is a messenger RNA of Hepatospora eriocheir, 255 nucleotides long. Lineage: Eukaryota; Fungi; Microsporidia; Hepatosporidae. The record is from the annotation of a GenBank genome assembly.